AUGUCUCCUCUAUCUGCACAGUACUUGCCCGUUGCACAAGGUGACCCCCACGAAUCCUCCAGGAAACCCUUAGCUCAGCUCAUGGACAUCGACGACAAUGGUGUCUGCGCGUGCCACUGUCACUCCUCAGCGGGGUUCCGACUCUGGCUCCUCCACGCCUUCCUGCUCUUCCUCAAUCUUACUGUUUUCGUCUCACUUCUCUUUUACUCCCACCUCCCAGAACGCACCAACUGGGAUGACCUUCUGGAUGCGCACUCUCCUGUGUACCCUGCCAUUGAGUAUAGCCUCGUCCGCUUCAACGGCACCAUCGGCUUCUGCUCCCCCUACGUUGGCGUUGGCCCCAAAGUUGAUGCCGCCUGGGCAGAGAUCACCGACAACACCGGCUCUCUCCCAAUCCACAUCCCUGACAAAUUCCUGUAUCGCCUCGGCCUCGAUGACAACCACUGGCCAUCCAACGUCUGA
Molecule: messenger RNA, 462 nt
Organism: Fibroporia radiculosa
Lineage: Eukaryota; Fungi; Basidiomycota; Agaricomycetes; Polyporales; Fibroporiaceae
Exons: 3
Coding region: 1-462 (153 amino acids)
Biological process (GO): mycotoxin biosynthetic process
Source: RefSeq, a predicted model, not a curated record